This is a messenger RNA of Phragmites australis (common reed), 1360 nucleotides long. RefSeq names its product transcription factor MYB30-like. The transcript is spliced from 3 exons. Lineage: Eukaryota; Viridiplantae; Streptophyta; Magnoliopsida; Poales; Poaceae. Bases 294 to 1163 code for a protein of 289 amino acids. The record is from RefSeq and is a predicted model, not a curated record.
AGAUGUAGACGCGCUUGGUCAAGUCGUUCAGUGCUGUCGCGCGGGCGAUAUAAUCCCGGGAGACGCGGCUAAACCUCGCCAAUUCCGCUCUCUGCUCCCUCUACUUCCUCUGCAUUCUGCUGCUGCUUCCUCCCGAUCUUCCUGUACAUAUAGUCGUUGCACCUCCGUCACACACUCCCGGCCCUUUCAGGCUUCUAUAUAUCCAGUAGGCAGCUCGUGCCGAUCGGUGCAGGUGCAGGUGCAGUUAGCAGAACGGCACGCAGCUAAUCAGCUAGGGAGCUGACGAGCUAGCGAUGGGGCGGUCGCCGUGCUGCGACAAGGCGAGAGUGAAGCGGGGCCCGUGGUCGCAGGAGGAGGACGCCAUCCUCAAGAGCUUCGUGGAGAGGUUCGGCAAUGCCGGCAGCUGGAUCGCUCUGCCCCAGAAAGCAGGGCUUAAACGAUGCGGUAAGAGCUGCCGCCUGCGCUGGCUCAACUACCUCGGCCCGGAGCUCCGGCACGGCGGCUUCACCGACGAGGAAGACAACCUCAUCCUGUCCCUCUACGGCGAAAUCGGAAGCAAGUGGUCGGUGAUCGCGUCCAGGCUCCCCGGACGGACGGACAACGACGUCAAGAAUUACUGGAACACCAAGCUCAAGAAGAGGUACAUGGCGAUCACAAGAGAAGAAAGGCAGCCAUCGCCGCCGCCACCUCCUAGCGGUGAUGGCAGCAUCGCCGUCGCCGACAGCCAAUCCCAAGACGAUGAACCCCCUCCUCCGCCACCGACACCUCCUGCCCUCGCUAAUCUCGGCACAGCCGUCGCCGAGGACGAUGAGCUCCUGCUCAAGUCGGAGCAGCUGUACGCCGAGCUCAUGGGCCUCAUCGAGCAGCAGUCAACGUCGACGACUGGACCGUCGACCAGGGACAGGGAGUCGCUCACGGCGACGUCUUCAUCGUCGUCGGGAACAAGUCCGACAGUUAGCCGCUCAGGUAGCUGCAGCAUGUGGGGCAUGGACGUGCAGGACACAACACUGCUGUCCGAGUCCAGCACCGGCAGCAGCCUGUUCGACGCUUACGGUGGCGAUGACGCGUUCGGUGCGGCUCUGCCCGCGUACUCCUUCCUAGACCUGCUGGCCGCGUCUUACGACGAGGUUGCCGCAGUGGCGCAUGAGUUGCUGUACUACUAGUACUAGGCAUUGACUUGGUCAACUUGAUGUUGUCACUACCACGAUCUGGAAUUUUCUGAGAGUGAAUCCCGGCUAAGAAAAUACCCAUAACCGCCAUGAAAAUGUAUCUAGUCGGUGAACCGUAAUCAAAUCCUCUCAUGAAUGCGCUGACAGAAAAAAAAAUCAUUUACUGUGGUGGUGAACCAUAAAAAAAAAAU